AUGCGUUUCCUCUCGAUCUUCGCCGUCCUCCCGCUCGCGCUUUCAGCUUCCAUCACCGCCAAACGGGACGCAAAUGCCGUUUACGACGACAUCACCGGCAUUGAUACCGCCGUGCGAAAGCUGACAUCAGCCAUCAAUGCCUACAACGGCGGCAUCACCGAGUCGACGCCAGUUUUCGACGCCACAAUCGCUGUCCACGCCAUCAACAGACAAGGCUUCAGCGAUGCUCAAGCGUCCUCACCCUUCACAUCUGCAGAGUCGAAACGCAUCGUCCAGAACGUGAAUCAGAGCGUCGGCAAGUCCAUCCCGGCCAGUGUGCAAGCCCUCGAAGCGAAGAAGCCGCUGUUCGACCAAGCCCAGCUAAGCAGCGUCAUCGAGGCGACUGUGCUGCUGCUGAAGAACGACCAUGAGACUUUCAGCCUGGCGGUUGGAGCGAAGCUGAGCGUGGACCAGGCGCCGGCUGGGUUGGUUGCGGCAGGGAAGAUCGACGCGGUUUUGCAGGAGGCUUCGCUCUACUAUGCGGUGUAG
Saxophila tyrrhenica is the source of this 528-nucleotide messenger RNA. RefSeq lists its product as uncharacterized. The record is from RefSeq and is a predicted model, not a curated record. The transcript has a single exon. Gene Ontology annotation, cellular component: extracellular region. The coding region runs from base 1 to 528 and encodes 175 amino acids. NCBI's taxonomy places the organism in Eukaryota, Fungi, Ascomycota, Dothideomycetes, Mycosphaerellales, Extremaceae.